ACCGAAAAUGAAGUAGAAUGGAACAUAUUUAGAAAGUAUUGUUUUCAACGAUUGUAGAUGGUUAUUUCCUUAAAAUCAAGAUGGAAGACAUUGCACAACGACGCAGAGAUAUUGAUAAGAAACUUGAAAAGGAAAUGCACAACAUGACCUUAUUAAAAGAUUCACUAAAGAAAAGCAGUACAAAUACAAACAACAUGCUGUCUAUUCUGACAAGUUUUGAGAAUAGAUUAAAACAUCUUGAAAGUACCAUUGUUCCAGUUUAUAAUGAAACAGAGAAUUUGAGAAGAAGACAAGAAAACAUUGAGAAAACGUUACAUACAGUUGAUAAUGUAUUAGGUUAUUAUCAUGUAGCCAGAGAUGUAGAAGCUUACAUUAAAGAAGGACCUAAUGCAGCUGGUCUGAAUGCCUAUCUUUCUUACAUGGAGAAAUUAUUGAAAGCUAUGGAAUAUUUUGAAACAAAUGAUAAAAGUGGAAAACAAAUGGAUGAAAUUUCUCGUUUGUUUGAAGAUGGAAAUGAUGCGCUACAACAUGAGUUCCGUUCCUUAUUAACCAGACAUGGUACUCCAGUACCACCUAUAGUUAUUAUGGAUUUAUUAGGAAUGGAUGAGGAAUUACCACCUGUUGGAACAGACACAGAUUUAGCUCUACAACAUUUACCUGAAAAAAUUAUCUUAGAAUUGAGUGCCAUAUCAGGAUGGUUGGUUGCCAAUGGUGGCAAUAACACAGAAUUUCACAGAUCCUAUGUGAACUCAAGAUCAUCCAUACUGAGUAAAUCUAUUCAAGGGCUGAAGGAACAUUUGAGAUCAGCUAGUGGUAAUAGUACUUCUCUUAGUUUUGGAGUUCAAAGUUCACCUAAUGUGAGUGGGAAAGUAAAACCAAUGAAUAAUACACCAAUUAGAAAAAGCAGAAAGAAAUUAUCGUUUUUGUCGAAGAAGGCAACAACAGCAUUAAUGUCCCCAUUUGAGCCAGGUCAUAGAAGACAAGGUUCAUCAAGUGAGAGUAUUAAAGAAGAAUUUACCGAUAUAGAAACUGAGUUAUAUAUUACAGAGCUAAGUGCUUUAUUAAGACUUAUGCAGAGUGAAGCUCAUUUAAUGAAUGGAAUAAUACAAGAGAAAAAUCAUCGUAUGGUAUUCGAUAAUAUUGUUCAACCUAGUCUGGAUACAGUAGUCAAUGAAGGGGAGUUAUUAGCUAAUAGUGCUAGAAGAAAUAUUGGUCGUCAUGAAUUUACUACGGUAUUAUCUAUAUUUCCUAUUGUUAAACAUCUACGAACCAUCAAGCCAGAAUUUGAUCUUAUUCUUGAGGGAUGUCAAGCACCUACAAGAGCUAAAUUAGCUUCACUUUUAUCAACUUUAGACAGCACAGGAGCUAAGGCAUUAGAAGAAUUCACAGACAGUAUUAGGAUUGAUCCAGAUAAAGCAUCGAAUAUGCCAAGAGAUGGAACAGUUCAUGAAUUAGCUAAUCAUACUAUCAUUUUCUUAGAACAAUUAAAAGAAUAUGGUGAAACAGCUGGAGCUAUGUUAUUAAUGCAUGGUGAGCAGGCAUCUCCAGCAGCCAAUAUUACACCUGAUACAUGUAAAUUGAAAGUAGCUGACUAUAUGACUCGAGUAUUGUCAGCCUUGGGUUUAAAUCUUUCUAAUAAAGCAGAAACAUAUGGUGAUCCAGCUUUAAAACCAAUAUUCAUGUUAAAUAAUUUUAAUUAUAUUCUGAAAUCAAUCAAAAGAUCCGGUUUGUUAAAACUUUUGUUGAUGUGGAAUGAUAAAGUUGAAGGUUUUUACUUAGAACAGAUUCAAGUACAAAAGAGAUUCUAUUCACAAAGUUGGAGUAAAGUAUUACAUUACUUAUUAGAAGUAGAUAAACCAAUAUCUAUACAGAGAGCUCAAGAUCCAGCUGCCAAGCUCAAAGACAAAGACAGACAAAAUAUCAAAGAUAAAUUUACUGGUUUUAAUAAAGAAUUAGAUGAAAUCUAUAAGAUACAGAAAGGUUAUGCCAUACCAGAUCCAGAACUACGUCAUGCAUUAAAGGAAGAAAAUAAACAGUAUAUCUGCCCACGUUAUAAAAUGUUUCUUGAUAAAUAUACUAAUCUCAACUUUACUAAAAACCCUGAAAAAUAUAUGAAAUACACAGUUGAUGAUGUAGCAAAUUUAAUUGAUAAAUAUUUUGAUGCUUCAGCAUAAAUUUACAAUAGGAUUUUAAGACAAUCUGAUUAAAAACAGAUCUAUAUUUCGUUUUGUCUUUUUAUACUUUCGAUGGCGUUCACAACAUAAAGAUCUGACUGGUUCUAGUGGAAGGUUGCGUCAGGGGUUUUACCAGCGGCUUUUGUCCCUAUGAAGUCGAACAUUGAUUAAUCAAUCAGCGUUGACGUUUCGAGUGGUUAACCCACAGUUCCAUGCAUUGCACACAAGAACUUGCCAUAACAGACCGUUUCAUUAGCUAAUCCCUCACUUGUAUGUUAUAUAACAACUCUUCCAGAUCCUAGUGUUGUGAAGACAAGUAAAACGAAAUUUUGAACUAUAAAAAACAAAGCAAAAUAAGAUUUGUAUUUUAAUCAGAUUGGAUUUUAAGAUUGCCACAGAAAUUCGCUUUUUAUAUAGUAUACGUGUACAGCAGUGAUUGUGGUUUAAUAUUACAUGUGAUAGAUAACAACAUAAUGAAUAUUUAUACAAGUAUUAUAAUGUUAUCACAAUGAUAUACUACAAUAGAAAUAAACAAAUGAUACAAUCACUAACGCUGAAUAUAUAACUGCUGGUAGAAUUAUUAUUUCUACAUUAAAGAGUUAAAUAUGCCUAUUGCAGGUCUAUUUUCUGGCUUCAAUUCAAAUGUUUUAUACAUUAUUAUUUAGACAUUUAUUCGCAUGGCAAGCCCAUAAUCAACUCUUUAAACCAGUGGUUCUCAACCUUUUUUUGUCAACGGCACACUUUGGAUCACAUGGAAAAAUAGUGGCACACCUGGCUAAAUAUUAAUGAAAAAUAUUUGAAUUUUGCAAAAUAAAAACAUGGCAAGUCAUAGACGGCAUACAACCAUAGAAUGACAAACUAAAUAAAGAAAAACACACCUAUGAACUUACUUUAUUGCAGUGUUUAAAAUUUCAUCAGUCAAAUAGCUGGCUUCUUUAGUGAGAAAUUUUCUUAGUGUGCCGUUCAAAAUUUCGCGGCACACUUAGGAAGAUCUCGCGACACACUGGUUGAGAAUCACUGCUCUAAACCAUCGGAUGGCUAGGAUAUUAAAUGUUAAAAUGGACAGCAUGAAAUUAAAGCAUGGAAAAUCGAGACUUUGUUUAUUAUUGUAGCAAUGAUACUUGACAAUCCAGACUAUUUCUAGUCAAAACUUUCAAUAUUCAUUACUUCCCCUAAAAGAAAAGUAAUUUCAUUGAAAUUUGAAUAUUCAUUUUUCAUCAUCUAUUUUUAAACUAUUACAGCAGGAUCGACCAGCUUUUAUCUAAAUAUUACAUAUUGCAUCUUUAAUAUUCCCACAUAUAGAUAUAUGAAAUUGUUUAGUCUUUCACACUGUUAUUACAGUUAUAUAUAUCAUUGUAUUAUAUAUUACACCUACAUAUGUUGUAUA
This is a messenger RNA of Patella vulgata (common limpet), 3561 nucleotides long. Its product is annotated as exocyst complex component 7. Gene Ontology annotation, cellular component: exocyst. The transcript has 22 exons. Bases 81 to 2174 code for a protein of 697 amino acids. NCBI's taxonomy places the organism in Eukaryota, Metazoa, Mollusca, Gastropoda, Patellidae. The record is from RefSeq and is a predicted model, not a curated record. Gene Ontology annotation, biological process: exocytosis. Gene Ontology annotation, molecular function: phosphatidylinositol-4,5-bisphosphate binding.